CUUAAUGUCAUUAGCUGGACAUGAGUCCAGUUUGAAGUUAUGUGUCGGUCUCUUUAACGCUACCGAUUAGCUGAGGGGCUACGUGUCACAGUCACGCACACCAGUUAAAGUUUUUAGCAAGUUUGCUAACAAGCUAGGGGUUUAGAGCUAAUAAUCCGUGCUACUCUGAUGAAUCUAAAUCUGACUCCACUGCAUACCACACUCCUUCCCGAGGGCAAAAGCUGGCAGGCUGACGGGAACUUGCAUUUUUACAGGACGGAUUAUCUGGUAACUGACCAUUUAGCUGUGGCACGCUCGGACUCUGUGUAACGUGGGAUUUUGACCAUGAGCUCAGUCGCUGUACUUACGCAGGAAAGCUUCAAUGAACACCGCAGUGGGCUCUUGCCAGAGCAGAGUGGUGCUGCUGUGGCAGGACCCAGUGCUGGCGAGGAAGAGGAUGCACUUCCUACCUAUAAGGAAGCCUUCCCCCCUCUGCCUGAGAAAGCGGCCACACCUGAGGGGACCCAGGACACUACCAAUGCCUGGACAAAGAUUCGUCCUCUCAAGUCUUCUGUUAUCACCCAGGUUUUCCAUGUGCCGCUAGAGGAGCGUAAGUACAAGGACAUCAAUCAGUUUGGGGAAGGAGACCAAGCAAAGGUUUGUGUGGACAUCAUGCACAAGACUGGAGCCCACCUGGAACUCUCCUUGGCUAAAGACCAGGGUCUCUCUAUCAUGGUCUCUGGAAAACUGGAUGCAGUUAUGAAGGCCCGGAAGGAGAUUGUGUCCCGACUGCAGACUCAAGCUUCGGCUACUGUUGCCAUCCCCAAGGAGCACCAUCGUUUUGUCAUUGGCAAAAAUGGGGAGAAACUUCAGGAGCUAGAGCUCAAAACAGCCACUAAAAUUCAGAUCCCAAGACCCGACGACCCCAGCAACCAGAUCAAGAUCUCUGGUACUAAGGAGGGCCUGGAAAAGGCGAAGCACGAGAUCUUGUUGAUCUCUGCUGAGCAGGACAAACGUGCUGUAGAGAGGGUGAACAUUGACAAGGUGUACCACCCCUUCAUCACUGGUGCCUACAAUAAGCUGGUAGGAGAGAUGAUGCAGGAGACCAGUGCCCGCAUCAAUGUUCCCCCUCCAAGUGUCAACAAGACCGAGAUUGUCAUCACUGGGGAAAAGGAGCAGGUGGCCCUUGCUGUGACUCUGAUCAAAAAGAUUUAUGAGGAGAAGAAGAAGAAUACCACCACUAUUGCAGUGGAGGUGAAGAAGUCUCAGCACAAAUAUGUGGUUGGCCCCAAGGGAAACACCCUGCAGGAGAUCUUGGAAAGAACUGGUGUCUCAGUUGAGAUCCCACCCUCUGACAGCAGCUCAGAAACUGUCAUCCUUCGUGGGGAGCCAGACCGUCUGGGUCAGGCUCUCACCGAAGUUUAUGCCAAGGCAAACAGUUAUACUGUUUCCUCGGUUAUGGCUCCAUCUUGGCUUCACCGUUUCAUUAUUGGCAAGAAGGGGCAGAACUUGGCAAAGAUUACCCAACAAAUGCCUAAGGUGCACAUCGAGUUCACUGAGGGUGAGGAUAAGAUCACCUUGGAGGGUCCAACCAAGGAUGUGCAAAUGGUGCAGAGCCAAAUUCAAACCAUUGUAACAGAUUUGGUAAGCCGAAUGGACUACACAGAAAUUAGCGUAGAUCCUAAAUUCCAUCGUCAUCUGAUUGGAAAAGGAGGCGUUAACAUCAACCGCAUCAAAGAGCUUCACAAGGUGACUGUCCGUAUCCCCCCUGACAACGAAAAGAGCAACUUGAUCCGUAUUGAGGGGGAUCCCCAAGGUGUACAGGAGGCCAAGAAAGAGCUACUGGAGCUUGCGUCACGCAUGGAGAAUGAGCGGACAAAGGACCUGAUUAUUGAACAGCGUUUUCACAGAGCAAUCAUUGGCCAAAAAGGAGAAAAGAUAAAAGAAGUGCGCGACAAAUUUCCGGAGGUCAUCAUCAACUUUCCUGACCCAGCGCAGAAAAGUGAUAUUGUUCAACUUAGGGGCCCAAGAACUGAGGUUGAAAAAUGCUCAAAGUUUAUGCAGAAGAUGGUGGCUGAGAUGGUGGAGAACAGCCACUCUGUCUCUGUACCCAUCUUCAAGCAAUUUCAUAGAAACAUAAUUGGAAAAGGAGGAUCAAAUAUAAAGAAGAUUCGUGAGGAAACCAACACCAAAAUUGACCUGCCUGCUGAGAACAGCAACUCUGAAAUGAUUGUCAUCACGGGGAAGAAGGCAAAUUGUGAGGCAGCGCGAAACCGGAUUUUGGCCAUUCAGAAGGAACUGGCAAACAUUACAGAAAUGGAUGUCUCCAUACCCUCAAAGUUGCACAACUCCUUGAUCGGGUCAAAAGGCCGUUUAGUACGUUCCAUCAUGGAGGAGUGUGGUGGUGUGCACAUCCACUUCCCCACAGAGGGCUCAGGGAUCGAUAAAGUCACCAUCAGAGGCCCUGUGGAGGAGGUGGAGAAAGCCAAACAGCAGCUGCUUGCUUUGGCAGAGGAAAAGCAAACAAAAAGUCACACUGCUGAGCUACAUGCAAAGCCAGAGUAUCACAAGUUUCUCAUUGGAAAAGGUGGCGGAAACAUCCGUAAGGUUCGUGACAGCACCGGGGCCAGAAUCAUCUUCCCCACUGCAGAUGACAAAGACCAAGAGCUGAUCACUGUGGUUGGAACAGAGGAAGCGGUGAGGGAGGCCCAGAAAGAGUUGGAGGAACUGAUCAAGAGUUUGGACAACAUUGUGGAGGAUACCAUGACCGUUGACCCCAAGUAUCAUCGCCACUUUGUGGCUCGCCGUGGUCAAGUCCUCAGGGAACUGGCUGACGAGUACGGUGGUGUCAUGGUCAGCUUCCCUCGAACAGGUUUGCAGAGCGAAAAGGUCACCCUCAAAGGAGCCAAAGAAUGCGUGGAGGCUGCAAAGAAGCGCAUGAUGGAGAUUAUUGAGGACUUGGAAGCUCAAGUGACUAUGGAGUGUGUGAUUCCUCAAAAGUUUCACCGUUCUAUCAUGGGACCCAAAGGCUCACGCAUUCAGCAGAUCACCAGAGAUCAUAAUGUGCAGAUCAAAUUUCCAGAGCGUGAAGACCCACAAGCCGCUGCUCCUCCUGCAGAGGCUCCUGUUCAAGAAAAUGGAGAAGCGAACGGUGAAAUGAAGGAACCAGUUGAUCCAAAUGUGCCCAAAAAGUGUGACGUGAUUGUGAUUUCUGGCCGCAAAGAGCGCUGUGAAGCUGCCAUGGAAGCAUUGAAGGCCUUGGUUCCGGUCACUGUUGAGGUGGAAGUGCCUUUUGAGCUUCAUAGAUACAUCAUUGGUCAGAAAGGAAGUGGAAUUCGCAAGAUGAUGGAUGAAUUUGAGGUAAAUAUUCAAGUGCCUGCUCCUGAGCAGCAGUCAAAUAAAAUUGCAAUCACUGGCUUGGCCAGUCACCUUGACCGUGCCAAAGAAGGCCUCUUGGAGCGAGUCAAGGAGCUGCUGGCUGAGCAGGAGGACCGGGCUCUCAGGAACUUCAAGCUGACCAUCACUGUGGACCCCAAGUAUCAUCCCAAAAUCAUCGGCCGCAAGGGUGCCAUUAUUACAAACAUUCGUACCGAGCAUGAUGUCAACAUCCAGUUCCCAGAGAAGAAUGAUGAAAACCAGGAUCAGAUUACUAUUACAGGGUAUGAGCACAAAGCCAUAGCUGCACGAGAUGCCAUUCAGGCUAUUGUGGAUGAGCUGGAAGAGAUGAUCUCUGAGGACAUCACCCUGGACAGCAGGAUCCAUGCCCGCAUCAUUGGAGCUCGUGGCAAGGGCAUCCGCAAGAUCAUGGAUGAGUUUAAGGUGGAUCUCAGGUUCCCCCAGAGUGGAGCUGCAGACCCAAACCGUGUGACGGUCAUCGGUCGCCCUGAGCUUGUGGAUGAGGCUAUUGACCAUCUGCUGAACCUAGAAGAGGAAUAUAUGGUAGAUGUUGCUGAAAAUGAGGCAAAGAUGGCUUACAUGAGGCCACCCAGUGGAAGCUCUGCUGCGAUGGAUGAACAACGCGGCCCAUCCAAAGGUUUUGUGGUGAGGGAGGCUCCCUGGGCCACAGGCAAUGAGAAGGCCCCUGAUAUGAGCAGCUCUGAAGAUUUCCCCAGCUUUGGAGCCCCAGUAGCAACAAAGACCUCACCUUGGGGACCCAAGCGUUUCUAAGGCACGUAUCUCCAUGCGGGCCAGAGAUUAACCAGUCACAGUUCUCCCUUUUAUUGCCCCCCUCUUUGACCUGGACUGACCGCUGUCCCUAGAAGUCUUCAGUUCUGAGAAUAUCAUCCUUCUCUGUUCUCUAUUGGUCUACCCCUCCAGUCAUCAGUCUACAAGUGCUUUCAGAUACUGUAAUUGACUUGUGAGCUUUGUAUCUGCAUUAAAGAAAAAAACAAACAAACUUAUGCUUAAAAAGUUACAGGUGUUGUAGUUGAGUCUAAACUGUCUACAACAGACUCAUCUUCAAAACAAUUCAUAGUGGUUUGAACUGUUAUACCAAACUGUGGUGACCGGACAUCACAUUAUUUGAGCUGCCCUCAUCUUAGUUGCCUUUGCGGGAGGGGCGAAAGGAACUGGGUCCCUACUAUUCAGACCUGGUGUCUGACCAGUGAGACGAGCUGUUUAGCACCCUUCCUGCUUUAUUCAUGUAGCUGAGUGAAAAUCUUCAUUCAGCCCCAAAGCAUACAGUAGUGGUUGUCCUCUGUAAUGUCGCCCCAUCUGCUUGUAACUGCUUUUUAUUAAUAUGAUCAAGUAGUGGAGUCUGCCUUGUAGCCUUAUGAAUUGGUAAAACUGUACAGAGGAGCAGCUCACUUUCAGCCACUGCAGAAUGGUACCCUCUUAAACUGCCAGAUGCUUGGAGAGCAUGUCAAAAUGAAACCUUCUACAACACUAGGCAUAGAGCUCCAACGCAUCAAUCCUCACACUAAUUGUUGAUUGAACUGUUUUUAACAUCCAAGUAAAUCACUACAGAAGAAAAACUGUUUGUGAGCAAAACAGCAGCCCAUUGUGUGCCAACUAUCUGUCUAGUGAUGUCCUGUGUUACUCACCCUCUGCAUUGGGUCAGUGUCCAGUCCCUUUGUCUUCCGAUUGCUAUGCAGAGUGUUCUGUUCAAUAGCAAGGACCCUUUUGGUUUCUUUUUUUUUUUUUUUUUUUCCCCUUAUCAGCCUUACAAACUAGAAAGAUACAAACCAGGUAGUGAUGAUGUAGAGGUGCAUUUUAUAAUGGACAGCUGGAGGGGUCACCUCCCUGUCGUCCCCCUUUUUCUUUUCAAGCUUUUGAACCAUUUUAUUUUUGUAUUCCUUUUUUCCCCCAGUUAUCAUUAUCAGUAAAAUUCUACUUGGAGUGCAAGUUUGGCUUGUUAAGCUGAUUGAUCAACCUACCUUGGUUUAUAUCCUCCUAGUGUCGAAUGAAAGAAUAUGCAAAUACCAUUGAAGUGAACGGUAAUGGAUGACACUGGAAAAAAUGGUCCAAAAAGUCAAUAAAAAUGCGAAAACCUUCA
Molecule: messenger RNA, 5473 nt
Organism: Menidia menidia (Atlantic silverside)
Lineage: Eukaryota; Metazoa; Chordata; Actinopteri; Atheriniformes; Atherinopsidae
Source: the annotation of a GenBank genome assembly